AUGCACCCUGUCCGUGUUCUGUCAAGGCGGCAGGAUGGCUUGUCUUCCGAUGGAGCUCCAUCAACCACAGAAUCUAACCGUCCCUCUACGACAUCAUCUGUGGAUCCAUCGCCGACCAUUCCUACUGUCACUGCUACUGCUGUUGCUACUCAGCCGAAUCAACAACCUCAAUCUAGCUCUGAUACUAAAUCGACUUAUGUUAUUGUAUGUACCUGGCAUCUUUUUCUCAUGAACAUGUGCGAAAUCGAAAUUCAUUCUGAUAAUUAUCUAUUGCAGGCAAUCAUUAUCACCUUAGUCGGACUUUUGGCAUUGCUAUUUGCAAUUUACCUCAUCCGUCAAACCCGCAUAAAACAUAAAAACCCAAAAUAUAUACCAACAAUAUUUUUGAAAAAGGCAUGGGAGAGUUGGGAACCGGAAGCUCAUCGAUAUCGCCUGCCAGAACAGAAUGAUCCCCACGAGUACACAGGGGCAGCCGGUGUAUCUGGUGUUGGUAGAAGUUUAUCAGGUCACCCACCUUCAUCGUUCAAUAAUGCCACUCGAACUGCCGUCGACAAUAUCGCAAACAAUACCGCUGGAGGGGUUGAUAGAAAUACCUCGAUUCGCUCGGUAAUGACUUUACCGGCUUACAAUAUGACACCGGGACAAAAUGAGCAAGUAUUAGGGCGAGAGGGCGAUCGAGGAGGUAUUGAUGUCGUUUUGGAAUAUCCAGAAACUAUUAAUGAAGAAGAGACUCAACGAGAGGCAGAGAUGGAGGCAUUGUAUCAGGUUCGACUUGCGAGACGACGUGAAAAUGAGGAACGAGAAGAGAGGAGACGGUUAAGAAGAGAGGCUAGAGAACGAGGAGAUCAUGUUGCGUUAAGAGAACUUCAAUCUCGACCUGCGAAUACCACUACUACUGGACCAUCGGUCGAAGAGCUCAGAGCAGAGCAUGAUAGGAUAAAGAAAGAACGGCAACGAGCAGUUUCGUCGGUUGCAUAUGGCGACUUGGGAGUCGCAAGACAUGACGGUACACGACUACGCGCGAAUAGUGAUGAAAGUGAACGACAAGGAUUGCUUGGCGAUGCAGCAAGUAUGGCCGCAAGCAGCCACUAUCAUCGAAGAGAGCGAAGCGCAAGUUCGGUAUUAAGUAUUGAUACGGUGAAUUCGGAUCUGCCUUCGCCGGGAUAUACGAGAUCUCGAGCAAAUUCCCGGCCAGAUAGUCCACUUCGUCGUUCUGUAGGCCCUGAGGACUCAAGUGAUAAUCGUGAGGAUAGAGCUGGAAGUAGCCCUGAGAUGAUAGAUCAUGACGAUAUUCCUUUGAACAGUCCUCCUGGAUACGAAAAUGUAUCGUUAGAUACACCACAAGCAGAAGCAUCGGCCCUACCACAUCACAUGAUGGAACCUCCUCCCGAUUAUACAAGCCCAAUAUAUGGGAGAGGAGAGGGGCCCACUUUGGAGAGUGCGGGGUAUCGAAGAUCGCAAAAUCUGGAUGAACUGAUGACAGAAAGAAGGACAAGUACCCACAGCACACAUUCAGGUCUCUUGCCCCGAGAUGAUAGGCGUUCAUCUACACGAUCAACUCGAGGUGUGGGCGGCAUCCCACAACUACCUAGUCUACGGUUGGGCUCUUUGCCCUCGAUUCACGUCGACCCAGGAAGUCCAAUGACAUUGGGAGCUACGGAGAAGGGCCAUAGCCCCCACGACCAGAAUCACUUUGGUUAG
This is a messenger RNA of Sclerotinia borealis F-4128, 1701 nucleotides long. Lineage: Eukaryota; Fungi; Ascomycota; Leotiomycetes; Helotiales; Sclerotiniaceae. The record is from the annotation of a GenBank genome assembly.